Messenger RNA from Heterocephalus glaber (naked mole-rat), 3569 nucleotides. RefSeq names its product zinc finger protein 705D (gene Znf705d). The record is from RefSeq and is a predicted model, not a curated record. Gene Ontology annotation, biological process: regulation of DNA-templated transcription. Lineage: Eukaryota; Metazoa; Chordata; Mammalia; Rodentia; Bathyergidae.
AUUUUCCCAGGAAGGAGGAACUGCAGUGCUCACCACUUUGGGAGAAAAGCAACUUGCUGCCUGCCUGUGAAAGCUCCUGAGAAGCUAGAGGCCCUCACUGUCUGCAACCUUGGCUCCUGAUUCAACACUUAGUUUUUAACCUGUGACAGCAUCUGUACUGGAAGGCAACUGACAACUCUGUGAAUGGCAUUGAAUGUGCAUAAGUUAGUGACCAUUGAAGAUGUGACCAUAAAAUUCACCCCAGAGGAAUGGGCCCUAUUGGACACACCUCAGAGAGAGCUGUACAGAAAUGUGAUGGUGGAAAACAUUAAUCAUCUCCUAUCCCUUGGAUACCAGCUCUGCAAAUCAGAUCUAAAUUUUCUUUCAGUGGACAAAGAAAUGCUGUGGAUGGUGGAAGGAAGAGUUAUUCCUCAACUUCAGAGUCCAGAAAGAAAGUGUCCUCAAAAAAUACUAGAAAGGAUAAGGACUCAGUUCAUUGCAAGAAAUGAGACACCCACCAUCAAGGUAAUGGAUUGGGAAAAUAUUCAGGAAAAUAACUAUGAAAAUCAUCUGUUUUGCGAAACCUACAACCAUGAAUUCCUGCAUAGAAGAAACAAAAUGACUGAAUCUGGAAUACAUUCAAACAAAUGUCAUCAAAGUGGUAAAAGCUUCACAAGUUAUGCUGAGCUUAGAGGUCACACUAAAACUAACAUAGUAGAAAAGCCAUAUGAAGGUUGCAUGUACAGAAAAACUUUCAGUCCUUCUUUUAUUUUUUAUCAGCAAGUGGGAACACAGACACAUGAGAAGCAGUCUGAAUGCCGGCAGUGUGGGAAAAUUUUUAAUCAUUCAUCUAAAUUCAGAAGACAUAACCAAACUCACACAGGAGAGAAACCAUAUGAAUGCCAUCUAUGUGAGAAAGCCUUCACUGAUUCAUGUAUCCUUAAAAAUCAUAAGCGAACACACACAGGAGAGAAACCAUAUAGUUGUGAUUUGUGUGGGAAAGUUUUCACACAAUCAAACCACUUUAGUCAACAUAAGAAAACACAUACAGGAGAGAAACCAUUUGAAUGUCAUCUGUGUGGGAAAGCCUUCACUCAAUCAUGUACCCUUAAACAGCAUAAAAGAAUCCACACAGCAGAGAAACCAUGUGAAUGUUAUCUGUGUGGGAAAGCCUUAUCUGAUUCAUCUACCAUUAGAAAUCAUAAGCAAUCACACACAGCAGUAAAACCAUAUAGGUGUUAUUUGUGUGGGAAAGCCUUCACUCAAUCAUCUGCCCUUCUACUGCAUAAAAGAACACACACAGGAGAGAAACCAUAUAGAUGUGAUUUGUGUGGGAAAGCCUUCAAUCAAUCAUCUAACCUUAAACAGCAUAAAAGAACCCACACAGGAGAGAAACCAUUUGAAUGUCAUCUGUGUGGUAAAGCCUUCAAUCAAUCAUCUAACCUUAAACAGCAUAAAAGAACACACACAGGAGAGAAAUCAUAUGAAUGUCAUCUGUGUGGGAAAGCCUUCACUAAAUCAUCUUCCCUUGUCCAGCAUAAAAGAACACACACAGGAGAAAAACCACAUGAAUGCCAUCUGUGUGGGAAAGACUUCACUCAAUCAUCUUCCCUUGCCCAGCAUAAAAGAACACACACAGGAAAAAAACCAUAUGAUUGCCAUCUGUGUGGGAAAGCCUUCACUCAAUUGAGUCACCUUAGAGAACAUGAGAGAACACACACAGGAGAAAAACCAUAUAAAUGUCAACUGUGUGGGAAAGCCUUCAAGCAAUUAUCUAGACUUCGGAGACAUGAGAAAACACACUCUAGAGAGAAAUCAUGAACAUUCUCUUUUUUUGGAAAAGCUUCAGUAAAUUAUGUUACUUAGUCUUCCAGAGAGAACUCACACAAGAGAGAAAACAUCUGAGUAUCCUAUGUGUGGGAAAAACUUCAAUCAAAGGUAUAGAUAGACUUAAUAUGCAUUUCAGAACACAUUAGACAAACCAAUCAUAUGAAUUCUAACUAGAAAUGUCUUCAUGUAUUCAUCUAACCUUAGUAGGCAUCAGAGAAAUCUCACAGCACACAAAUCAUACUGAGAAUAUAUGUGUGGGGAACACUCAUAACAAUGAUGAGACAGUUCACAUACCAAAGAAAAUACAUAAAUGUCAUCUGAGUGAAAAGCCUUAGGCCAAUCUUAUACCUGAUGGAAAAAUCUUACAAUGGAGAUAAACUCACCAUAGACAUAAGAAUCUCCCCUGAAUGAAAAAAGAUUCUACCAUCAUUCUGACCAUUGUUGUUGUGACAGACUGCUCACAAAGUACUACAAUUAAUGCCUGUAGCACACAGUCUCCCCUGUUUUGCAAAAAUAUUAAUAAAAUGAAUAAGAUAUAUACUUCAGGGUUCCCUGCAAAAUGUGAAACUGAACAAACACAACCUCAGUUAAUGAUAUGGAAAAUUUUUCAGUGGAUGUGCUCCUCAAUCAACAUAAGUAAGGACUUGGGAUAAACAAUUAUAUAUGCCAUGCCAUGAUGCAACAUCUCAGAUAUUUGACUGACAAGAUUUCAGAUAUUUCAGUCUGGAAUCUAACAAAAUAAUGAUCAUCUCUUUACUUAAAUAGCAGCAUGUAUGGAAAUGUGAGUAUGCACACUAGGCCGGAAGCUCCAUGUCAUGUAUAAAGCAAAGUUCAAAAUGAUUACUUUGCUCACAGUCACAUGAAGGUUCUCGCCAAGAAAAGUUAACCACUUUAUAAGCCAUUGGAAGAAAUAUUAGAGAGCUUACACUUAGAAACUAUAUGAAAAUAUACAUCCACUCUUAAAUACAAAAAACUACAAGGCAGAUAUUUCAGAAUACUGAUAUAAUUAUUUAUGAAAAAUGUAGCAUAUUAAUAUAGGGUAGUGUGAUUACCUAGAAAUAUCAAAUAUAGAUGUGUGAGAGAAAGCAAUUAACUUUCCAAAAUACAAAUUCAAUGCAACUUAUGUACAGAAUAAAAAACUGUGAUUUUAAUUAUUUCACUAAUAAAACAUUAGAAAGAAAUUUGAGAGUUCUUUUGUAAUAUUGAAUGCAGGUUCAAAUGAAUGAAUUUAGGCCCCAAAACCUUGUCAUGGCCAUAGAUAUUGAGGUCCCUUACUAGUCUUAAUUUUUAGAGAAUUUCUUCCACCCAGCUUGCUUCACCACUCCAUGGCUUCCUACCAAUUUCAGCAGGUCACAUACAUGGCAUGGGAUGAUAUGACAGAGAGCUUGAAUUUCCUCUCCAUUUUCCUCAGGUUACCAAGGCAUAAGAUCCAGGGGCAAUUACUGAAACUACUGAUUGUGGCAUUUAGAUGUCCUGUGACCUUAGAUUUUCCUAUGAGUACACUGUGGGGAUAGAUGCAGGAUCUCUCACUUCUUAUCUAAAAACACCUGAGAUUUCUCCCAAAAGGUACAGAGUUGAAUUAGUUUGUUCAAAGUCACGUCCACAACCAUUUUUAUCAUAUAAAUUGAGCCAAUUCUUUGAUUAAUGAUAUUCAGUAUCUCACAACAUAUUCUGGGCUAUAAUAAGAGCAAGCUGCAUAUAAAAAACUGACAAACCUUGUUAGAAUGAAUAUUCAGUACAAUAUUUUGAAAAAAUGGAAA